ACGACGCCACAGACGAUGCGAGAUGUCUGUGUUCGAGAAGAAGAGGGAAGAUAAAUUGCUCCUCGAUGAUACUAAGCCUCUCUUUUGCAAUAUCAAAGAGGCUCAGAAUACCGAUGGACAUAUUGAAUAUGUUUUGGAAGUUUGGCGUACCCCAGACAUUGACACAAGAUGGACUGUAAGCCACAGAUACUCAGAUUUUGCACAACUCCAGUCAACCUUAAAAGUUGGAUCAAUGGUGCUACCACAGCUACCUCCCAAGAAAGUUUUUGGAAAUACAGAUAGAGACUUUAUUAAUGAGAGAAAAGUAGCCCUACAGAAAUACCUUGACAAUAUAUUGUCAAAUGAACUACUAGCUUCAUCAUUACCAGUGAAAAAGUUCUUAGAUCCCAAGUCUUAUUCUAGAAAUUUUCAAGAGGAGGCAAGGCAGAAUGUGCACAUUGUCCUCAGAUCGGGAGGAAGCCAUGAAGCCACAGAGGCCCUUCCAGGAAUUGGAACGCGCAUUUGCAAAGAAUACUUUCUGGCACACCCAUUGGCAGACGCCAAGACACAGCACAUACUCUGGUGGGCUCCCUUUGGCCCUGACAGAGCCAUGAACUUGCGAGACAUGCAUGCGACACUCACGGCGCUUGUCCAAUGUCAGCACCCAUACAUUGUUCCGUCUGUCAGCAGUGUGGCCACGGAAACCGGUGUGUGUGUUGUUCGACCAUGGUUUCCUCAGGGAACAGUCCGAGAUCAGAUACACCAGGCGAAGCCACGAGGAAGUUGCCUGAUGAAGUACACGGGUGAAAGAUUGAAUCCCAUCCCCCAGAGAGACUGUGCCAUAUAUGGGAGACAGAUUUUACAGGCUCUUUUAUUUCUACAUGAAAAAGGGUUUGGACAUGGAAGCUUGCACACUGGCAACCUAGUGAUAGACAAUAAUGUCUGUCGUCUCCUGGAACUCGAGAAUCAGGUAGUAGGACUUCCCACCCAAAUUCGUCCAUUCAUGAUCAACCAUCGCAAGAUCAAUUCGAUUGAAGCCAUUGACGUGUACAGCUUUGGCCAUGUGUUAUAUGAAAUGAUUUUCCAGAAGCGCCUGACAACAGACACAUGCACCGAGUUUCCUCCAGAUUGCCCUCCUUUGUCAAGAUCUGUUCUUGAAAGUAUACUGAGUCCUGAAGCCUGUAAAAAUGGCCUACCUACUGUUGCCGGCUUGCUAACUCAUCCUUUCUUUAAUCAGGUUCCUCUCCAUAGCCACGAGAAGCCAAGUCUUAAAUUACCAUCAUCAGUGAAACAGGCUGUAUCAGCCAGCCAUGAGGCUUUGUUGACCAGACUAGCUGCUGACCAAAAGAAAGUACGUCAACAGAGAAAGUUGUCCAAAGCAGAGGCAUUUGUUUCACAACAGUCGAUAAAGAACAGAUCUAAAAAGCAUUUACAAGCGGACACAAAUGGUAUUAUAUCAGAUUCCCAGAGGUCGUCAGAAGACACUAGUCCUAGUCCUGGUAGCGCCAGUGGGAACAUAAGUGUCUCACCAUCACUGGUAGCACCACCACCUCCCCCUCCAAAUCCACAACCCCUUCUACUCCAAAUGUCCCCCAGUCACCAGCAGGCCCUCCCCCUCCCCCCCCCCACCUCCACCUCCACCUCCUCCUCCACCAGUGGCCUCGUUCCCAAGCACAGCCACGCCAGCUCCUCCAAAUGAGAGCCAAGAGCGAGCUGCCUUACUCUCGUCCAUCAAUUCGUUCAAGAAAAACAAACUGAAGAAGUCCACAACCAACGACCGCAGUGCUCCCGUUUUGUAAGGGAGUUUAAGUUUGGGGGUAUUGUUGCAUUCAGGAGCCCAAAAGUGGGGUUUAUGUUUGGUAUUUCAGAGUGCUACAUAGUGAGAUAUGAAACGGAGAGAUUGAUAUCAUGGAAAUCUACAUUAAUAGAUCAAUGGGACUUGAGCGGAGGCUUGAUUUUCGUCUAUAUGUGAUCAGAAGUGUUGUAUUUUGAUAUUAAAAGAUGAUAUAUAUGUAUGUAUGUAUGUAAAAAUAUAUAUAUUAUGAUUAUUUUGUCAUGAACUAAAUCAGUUUCACAUAGUUUUUAUGUUCAGGUAAUUUACCUGGUAUUACUAAAGUCAUUCCCCUCUUUGUUUUACUUUUGUUAUAUCUUUCAUGAUUUCUUUUUUACAUUGUAAAGCUUUAUAACAAGAUCUGAUUUAGUACCACAAGCUCAAAAGUUGUGCUGUCUGAAAUUGAAUGGUUGUGUUAGCUCAAUAAGAAUUUUUACUUCUUAUCUAGUCAGUAGAAAAAAAAUACUGGUCAAAACUUUCUGUUGUUUUGAUUUUGUUGUGUAACAAAGUCAGAGUGUAUUCCAGAAGGGAAUAUAGAAAUUAUGAAUUAUAGAAGGUGCAAAGCAUUUAUGACAAUUUGUAUUACUUUUAUCAAAGAAACCAAUAUGUUAGUUUACUAUUAUAUACUUAAUUAAUUGUUGUUAAAAACAAUUGAAGCAAAACUUUUAACCCAGGCUGAAGGUAAUUUGGUUAGAAUUAGAAUACUCGUGAUCAUAGUUUAUUGAACAUUUCAGAAAUCUUGUAAAUUUUUCACUUUCUGUUAAUUUACAUGUUGAUUUAAAAGGGACUGAUUGUCAUUGGCAUAUUACACAGAUCACUCUUUGAGCAAUGCAUUUCUAAGAAUAGCAUGCAUUUGAUACAAUUGCAGAUUAUUUGCAAAUAUAUGUAAUGAAGAAC
Penaeus vannamei (Pacific white shrimp) is the source of this 2707-nucleotide messenger RNA. RefSeq names its product PX domain-containing protein kinase-like protein. Lineage: Eukaryota; Metazoa; Arthropoda; Malacostraca; Decapoda; Penaeidae. The record is from RefSeq and is a predicted model, not a curated record. Gene Ontology annotation, cellular component: plasma membrane. Gene Ontology annotation, biological process: protein phosphorylation; negative regulation of monoatomic ion transport; negative regulation of ATP-dependent activity. Gene Ontology annotation, molecular function: protein kinase activity; ATP binding; actin binding.